Molecule: messenger RNA, 4325 nt
Organism: Formica exsecta
Lineage: Eukaryota; Metazoa; Arthropoda; Insecta; Hymenoptera; Formicidae
Exons: 10
Coding region: 133-1761 (542 amino acids)
Source: RefSeq, a predicted model, not a curated record
GACUGUAAUUCUAGAAAAAAACAGUUAUUGCUUUCGGUAAUACCUGUUCCAGAUAAUGUGCCAGAUCACAAGAUUAAAGAAGUUUUUCAUACAACUACAGGUUUUAUUAAACUUAAUCUACAGGAAAACAAUAUGUUUCAAAAUAUGUUUGACGUAAAAAAUAUGGACGGAAUAAUGGACAAUAAUAUUUUAUCAUCAAAACAAAGUUUUUUAUAUAAUAAGAAUGCGUCAAAUUUUAAGUCAUCACUUUCCGAAGCAUUCCCUUUUCGAGGUUUCCCUGAGAACGAAAUUUCAACAAUUCACAGUCAUGUAAAAAACGUAAACCACUUGUACAAAACCAUAGAAUGCGAAUUUCCUCGUUCAGAAAUUGUAGCUGAUGUCAGUCCAAAUUCUGCAUCCUAUAUUAAUCGGCAGGCUGAUUCGUUGAGACAUCAAUUAAGUAAUAAUCCAAAGAAUUGGCUGGACAGAAAUAAUAAAUAUCAGAUGUCAUUUUACCAACAAUAUCUGUUUAAUAAGAAAUACAAUACACCUACUAGAAUUAGUACCGUUAAUGAACCAGAUCUUUGGUAUUCAUCAUCUCAGACGAUAUAUCAGGAUACAUGCUCUAUAAAGACAUAUAAAGAUAGUGAGAUAAUAGCGAAUUUGUGGCAAGAUAAAGUUCCACGACAAUUUAAUAAUGUUAAAUACGAAUAUAAAAAAAGUGAAGAUAAUAAUGCAUUCAAUAAAGAUAAAAAAUUUGGCAUUUCCCAAAUGAUAAUCGAUAUUGGCCAAAAUGCAACAAUUAAACAGACAAUUAAAGAUAAUAUAGAUAUGUGUUGGAACGAAGACCAGAAUAUUGUCGUAGAUACGGACGAUCUUUUGGCAACGAUGCGCGAUAAGCUUAAAACAAGCUUAAAGAAUUUUUUAAAACGAGCACAAGAAGGAACGUUUAUUGAAUUGUCGACUUUUCCACGCACCAGAUCGCAUCCACAGUCGAGCUCCUUAAAUUUGCAAAAUACGGAUAUUAACUUAAGAAAGAAUCAAAGAGAAUUGGACAAAAAAACGAAACAAAAAGCAUUUAGUGGAUUGCAAAGCAAAUGUAAUACUCAGGAAAUCAAUAAAGUAACUGAAUCGCAAUUACAGCAAAAUAAUCUAGAUUACAUUAUGGAAAAGAAAGUGAUUACACUUGAAUGCAAAGAAAAUAAUUCAGAAGAAUCAAUGCACGGAUGCAAGAUAGAAUCAAAGUCGAACGAUAUAAAUACAGAAAACAAUUUUCGAGUUCAUUCAAUGUCUCAACUAGCUGCGUACAAAAAACAUUAUUACGACACGUUAUUGAGUGUUCAAAGAGCUAAAGUCGCAGUCACGAAUUCUUUAGCAUCUUCCUCGGAUCAUUUAACGGGUUACGAUGAUCCGUAUUACUCGAAUUACAUAGAUCAGCAGCAACACCUGUUUCAUCAACAGCGUCAUUUCAUGACGAGACCGCAAUUUUUAACGUAUCCGGCUGAGUUAUCCGGAUUAUCAAACGUGCAUGGUAAUCAAUACAGUUGGGCGAAAUCAGUCUAUAAAUAUUUAUUACUGAAGCAAUUAAGACUUCAACAGCAGACUUCGCCCCUGUAUGCCCGAAAUCAAAAUGGUUGGAUUCAUCGUUACAUCGGACCUGUGUAUCCCUAUUCCUUUACGUCAAACGAAAGUGCUCAAGCGAAGCACUUCAUACGCCGUAAGAGUUUGGAAGACAUAGUCGGAAAAUUGAAGGAGAUUGAACGCAACAAUGUUAACAAUUGAGCGAUUUUUCUCUUGCAUUGAAGUGAGAAAUUCCGUUGAGCGGUACUUAUAAAGUUGCAUGCACAAAUGGUAUAAUUUUAUAAUUUCUGUUCAUUCCUGUGUAUGGCAGCUCUAGAUAUCAAGAUAAAGAACUAGUUGAUACAAUAAUAUCAGUAAGAAUGUUAAAAAACUCACAUAAUCAUAGAUUGAUAAAAUAUUAAGAUAAAUAUAAGUAUAAUACAUAUAUAAGCUCGACAUGGAUUUUUUUUACCGCUCUCGUAAAUGUUCAUAUUUUUCUUUAUAUUUGCUUUGCUUUUGUAUUGAAAAUAAUUACGUGUUAUUAUGUAUUGAUUAUAAAAAGAUUAUCGUAUAUAACGAUUUAUAUGUACACAUCUCUCGUCGGAUAUCUUGAUUCCUUAUAAGACAUGAAUCUCUUAUAAGGUUCAAUCGCACAACGAUUUUGAUAAUUUUGUUUAUAUUUUAGACGAUUGCGUGACAUAAUGGUUUUUCAAUGGUAUACGCAGAAUAUAAUGUUAUAUUUUUAGCUAUCGCCAAUUGAACCGUAUUUAACGCACUUACUAAUGAAUGGACAUUAUAUUCUGUUUGAGUAACAUUACACAAAGUUCACUCUAAUGACUAGAUGAUUUAUGAUAUAUUCUUAAAUAACAUACAGUCACACGCACAACUUCGCACAAUCAAUAGUGUAUAUAAUAAUACUCGUUUUCGAGUUAUUCCUAGAUGUACAAAAUGACGUUUAAAAGAAUACGUGAUAACGCUAACUUAGAUGUUACGUGACUCAUCGAUCAUUUAUUGUCCAGAUCAUUCGCUACCAGCGCGACAAAAUCACCAAGAUGCUUCGUCGCAUAAUAUCUGCGUCAUUCUUGGUAAUCUGUCAAGCCGUAUUCAUUCAUAUUCAUUCUCAGACCUCUGCUCAAGACAUUCAAUUCACGAUUCGCCUAAUAAUUCUACAAUUAAUGUGUCGCUACAGUUUGAUGUUCAUUCUAAAUAUUGGCAGCAUCACAUUAUGCACUCACAUGUAACUAAAUAUAUAAAUACAAUGACAUUAUCAGUAUCCGCGCGAAUAUAUCUAUAUAAAUAUUUUAGAACACAUUCGACAUAUUUAAAUAAAAUGAACAUUCUUACUUGAAACAUACAAUGUUAUGUCUAUUAUUUGGUGAGAAAUUAGGCCAAUUAAAUUAUCCUGCUAGAAGAAUUAAAGCGAAAAUUGUCAGAAAUUUAUACUGUGAAAUUAAAUUCCUAAUAUUUGAAAUCGUGAAGGAAUACAUUUUUCAAAUAAUUAAGAAGUUUAUUUUAUACAAUGAUUUUCUGUCGAUUCCUUUUAGCUCGCCUGAUUUUUGGAGGAUAUCAGGUCAUGUACAGACUUGGAUUGUCAUACUAUCACUAUAAGUCAUUGUCGAUCGAACCUAGUAUAUAAAAAGAAUCUGCGCUUAUUAAUCAUAAUUGAAAUUUAUUGCCCGAAUUAUAAUUUAUUCAAAUUCUAAGAAAACAGUGCUUCAUGUAUCACAAACAUGCUGCUAUUUAUUAAUUGGCUUCGUUGAAGCAAAUAUAAUUGUCGCAAAUAUUGAAGUCAAAUGACAUCAUUUGAUCUUUAUUAUAGCAAUAAUAAUGACUUUAAUCCAGACAGCUAGUCCUUUAUUUGAAAGUAACAUCGUGUGUGUAUAUGUGCGUGUGUGUGUGUGGGUCAAAAAGCAUGAAAAUCUUAUAAAAUAUAGACUUAUUCUUAUUGAGUAUGAGUGUAUGUGUGUUAUAAUAUAACAUUUACACGAAACAUAUAUUUUUUAAAAAAUUAGGAUUAUUUCGAAUUAAAUAAUCGUGCAUUUGUGUUAUAAUUUAACAUAUUUGUCGCUAAUCCACUUGGAUUUAUCUAGAAUAUUAACUAUAUGAAUGAUAAAUUAAAAUGUUGUAUAAUGCAAAAAGUGACGAGAAUGAGUGACAAAAGGGAUUUUUUUGAUGCAUAAAAAAAUUUUCAUGCUGGUUUUAUAAAGACAUUACACUGCUAUAUGUGCCGAAUUCAAAUUCAAAUAUGACAAAUUAUAACAGAUCUUAAAAUUAUAAGCCCUUGGAUAAAAAGUCAUUAAGAGAAAGAAUGGAUUCAAUCGAUACUACGUUCAAAGAGCGUUAUAUUUCUUCUGGCAGUGUCUGUACAUUUUUUUUUAACUCAAAGGUAAUUGCCUUAUAAUGUCAACUGACAUUUUAGUUUAUUCGUUUAGUUACUCUAAAGUGACAUUAUUAAGUUUGAGAUAUAUUCACACUUUCAAACGUAUCCCAGCAUAUCGAUAAUGGGCCACAGAAAAGUUACUCGUUAUUUUUUAUUGUGCCUAACAAAACACGAGUUAUGACAUUCUCAAUAUUUGCCACAACGAAGCUGCUGUAUUACAUGCUAUUUUUCUUUAUAAACCUAUAUGAACACGCAUUUCUCUUACACUAUUAAUUGAUUUAAGGUCGACGCAUUAAAAUUCAAUAAAUGUGUGAUCUAUAUGCCUGUUUGCUACGUUUGUGUUUACAUUCGUAUCAAAAGACAAAAUAGCUGUUUUAAUAGUGGCCUUAAUAAAGAUUAACUAAUA